Molecule: messenger RNA, 1006 nt
Organism: Daucus carota subsp. sativus
Lineage: Eukaryota; Viridiplantae; Streptophyta; Magnoliopsida; Apiales; Apiaceae
Exons: 4
Coding region: 200-622 (140 amino acids)
Biological process (GO): translation
Cellular component (GO): mitochondrial large ribosomal subunit
Molecular function (GO): structural constituent of ribosome
Source: RefSeq, a predicted model, not a curated record
AGUAGUAUUGCUUAGAGAAAAAAUAAAUCAGCAACAUAAAUCUUUUUACCUAUACACGCCUGAGAGGCGAGAGCAGCAAGAGCUGGUGUCCCAACAAGUCCCAUUUUGCCCUAAUAUUCGCAAACCCAUCUUCGAGUGUCUUAAAGUCUAAACAUCAUCCAAGUCAUACAUACACUGCAUACCUUAGGUUCUGGCGACAAUGGCGUUGAGGCUAGCGAUGCUAAAUAGCAGCAAGGGCAGUAAGGGAUAUGGCUCAUUUAGUAUUAGUAGGUUGACGCAUUCGAUUGCAAUGCCAUCACCUACCGAUGUCCUGUUAAGCCCUACAACCAAAUCACCACAGUGUGUUUUACCAGAAUCGGACCAAAUUUCUAGUUCUGAAAGUAAUGGUGCUGGACUUGGCUUCCCUUGCUCACCAUUCAGUGGAGGAUCCAUGGAGCUCAUGGCCGUGCCAAGAAAGAAGGUUUCUCGACACAAAAGAGGCAUAAGAAAUGGACCAAAGGCAUUAAAACCUAUUCCCGUCAUCAUCCGUUGCAAGGCCUGUGGUCGAGUGAAACUGCCACAUUUCUUCUGUUGCAGCGGGGAAAGGGGAAAUCCUGGUGCACAGAAUGGUACAACCAACUGAUUCAAGCUCAUCAAUGUGGUACUGGACAGUUGAUGGACCAAAAAUGCAGCGGAGUAAGAGUUUCUUGUUGAACAUUACAAGGCUAUUCCAGGAUUGAGUUAACUUUCCAAGUUUCUAUCCUAUGGUAUACUGAACCAUGACUGACAGACUACAGGUGUAAUGGUCACAGAUUUCUAUUAUUAAACUUUGUAAGAUUUUUGUUGCCUUUUCUUGUAGUGUUUUUCUCCAUGAGGUUAGUCUCCUGGAGUCACUCUUGCUCGGUCAGUAUUUUCCACACAAAGAUACUGGAAUAAUGAGUGACUAUAAAUUAAUAGUAGCUCAUGGAUAGAUGGUGAAUGUGGUUUUGCUGAAUUCAGGGUAAUUUCUCCGGAGGGUCCCCUCUAA